CACCAGACCUGUACAUCCAGAUUGCCAGCUUCGCCAAGACCACUAGGGAACUGAAACUGGUGUGGUACGAGGACGUCCCAAUCAAGAUGUACAAGAGGCUCAAGUUGCCACAGUUCGAGAUUAAGAAGAUUAGUGUGGACACCUGCAACCAGUCAUUCCAUAUUGGUAACUACAGCUGCCUGCAGGCGGUGUUUAACCUGCGUCGUAACAUCGGUUACCACCUGGUGCAGUCCUACCUGCCCACCUCCCUCAUCGUGGUAGUGUCGUGGGUCAGCUUUUGGCUUGACGUAGAUGCCAUCCCCUCCCGCGUCACACUGGGCGUCACCACACUACUCACCGUGUGUUCAGAGUCCACCUCCUUCAGGGACAAGAUGCCCACAGUUUCGUACGUGAAGGCUCUGGACAUCUGGAUGGGGUCUUGCACAGCCUUCGUGUUCUUGGCAUUGGUCGAGUUCACGGUAGUCAACCACAUCGCUCGACACCACCGCCGCUUCCUCUUCUGGGGGAAUGUGUAUGGCCAGCCAAUUCCUUCCUCCUCCACGCCUCCCCAUGCUGCCCCCUCUCACCGCCACCAUCUCCACCCCAGAAGCCUCGGCAGGUUCUCCUCUAAUGAGUGUCCCACCCAUGGUUCCAUCUACGCCUGUGUCAGAGCGAUUACUCAGAGCGGUGGUCAGGAGGUCCUGCAGCGUCAUGAUUCAGGCAAACACGUCCGCAAGAAAUCUGCCAUAUCACUGACGGUCGAAACCAGAACAGACAGGGAAGAGGUCAACACACGCAGGAGCAGUAAUCCUGAAGAGGAGACCCGCCCCACCCCGCCUCCUGACGUGUACCAAGACGUAACAAACGGUGGAGGUCACCAAGGUGAGACAGGUGGUGGUAAUAACGGGGCCAGCUGCUGCAGCAACCACGAAAAUGACGACGAUGACAACGAGGGCUCGUGUUCUCGUACCCUCAGCGACGUGGGCUUAACGUGUCUGCCGUCGUUAUGGCGUAAGGAGGCCAUGCUAGCUAAGAGGAUCGAUAAGACGUGCAGGGCGCUCUUCCCAGCCCUCUUCAUCCUCUUUAACCUCGUCUACUGGCUAUACUACCAAGUCUUCUCGUGAUAACAUAUGGCGUCUCUGUAGUACUACCUGCCGGCCAUAUCAGUUCACCGUCAUAUGACAUGUCUUGUUAACUCUAGUACCGGGUCCUCACUCUUUAUGUCCACACUAUCUGUACUUCCUAAACUAACUGGCACAACCACAGAUAACUUGCUAGAUGACUUCAUCACUCCCAGACCUCUUGAUAGGUUAUCAGGCUCUCGCUUGGCCUUUUUCAGUGUGCAUCUCAGAAUAUACUUCCAACGCCAUACCUUGUUACCUGUUUAUCCGUAUAGCGCACAAUCAUCUUUUAGCUGUUAGUAUAAGCAUUUAAUAGUUCGUCUCAAUGUCAAACACCAAUUUUUAGCUGCCAGUCACAGGUUAUGGAGGUACAGACUAUUUUGCUGUUUACAGUAUUCGCACCAGGAGGGUGGCCAGUAGACCAUUGUUGCUGCCAUCACAUUCCUGAACGCUUCUGUUUGCUUAUCUUCCGAUGUGUCUCAAAUUUACAUUGUUAGUUUGGUAAACUUAUUCUUAGGCUUGAUUGUAUAAACAGGUUAUGUAGUAUUCAUCUCGGUGAGGAAGAAGCUUGACUGUGUUGUGGGCAGAGGACUUGUAAUGUCUCAUUACUUUGAGUGACCAGAUGUCGGAUCCACGUGAUGUAAACAAAACAACUUUUAAAUAAAGUUUCUUAUUAUUCUCUGUUAA
Messenger RNA from Homarus americanus (American lobster), 1787 nucleotides. RefSeq names its product glycine receptor subunit beta-type 4-like. Gene Ontology annotation, molecular function: transmembrane signaling receptor activity; extracellular ligand-gated monoatomic ion channel activity; chloride channel activity. Gene Ontology annotation, cellular component: synapse; membrane; neuron projection. The transcript is spliced from 5 exons. Bases 87 to 1103 code for a protein of 338 amino acids. Gene Ontology annotation, biological process: signal transduction; chloride transmembrane transport; chemical synaptic transmission. The record is from RefSeq and is a predicted model, not a curated record. Lineage: Eukaryota; Metazoa; Arthropoda; Malacostraca; Decapoda; Nephropidae.